AUGGUGUCUUUACGCUCGGCUACAAUACGCCAAAGAGGAUUGCUGGACUCAAGCGCUACAACUGGACAAUCGAGCCAUCUGCCGUUUCAAUUCAACACUCGGAAAUGGCGUUGGUGGAAUUAUGUAUCCGCCCUUGUUUCAAUCAUUGCAUGCGUCGAGCUGAUACUACUUGUGGUCAGCAUGAUAUUGCUAGCACUGGCUCCAGAUCCAAUUACAUUUAGUGUACAACAAACCUAUCCCAAAAUACCUUACCAGCCACUCGACACUACCAUGGCCAUCACACUCGCUCCGGAUAGCAACGUGUAUCAUGUCACCAAGGAGUUCGGACCCGCCACCAUGGGAGGCAUGGGCACAGUGCUCACUGCCAUGACUCAAGCACAAUUACGCACUGGCAAGAUACAGCCCAAUGUUGUACUACCGUUUUACUCGUUCCUAAAGAAACAAGAACAAUAUCCAAUCAAAAAGACAGUUGAUCUAGUCAUUACCUUUCGAGACGACCAUCAGCAGCCUGUCAAUGUCGAGUUUAAAGUGUCUGAAAUGCAGUAUGAUUUUGAGCCUAUAUCCAACUUUAACACCUUGCCUGAAGAGGACAAGUUAGCCAUCAUGGCGGCCAGACAGACAAAACCCAAGAUCAAGGUCUUUCUGAUCGGACCUGGUAAAGUGGAACCGUUGCGCAAAGCAUUCAGAGCAGGAUCCAUCACGCAAAUCUACUCAUCGCCCAAGGGACUACCGCAAGAAUGGAAGGACCAGUAUUUCACUAAAGCAGCAGCCUCCUUUUUGGUGUGGCGAGCUGCUGGAAAGCACGAGCAAUCCCUGUUUGCGCCACUCACCUCACAACAGCCCAAAGUAGAUGUUGUUCACUUGCACGGUGCCACAAAUGCUUAUGUCGCCAAAUUCCUGUCUGAAUACGAGGGCCAGUUGGGUGCUGCACCUCCAGCCAUUAUAUACACCAUGCACGACUAUUUAGACGAACUACAAUAUACAAAUACAUUGCCCAAUGUGGUGAGGUUCCUGAACACACCGAGACAAGGCAAGGAUCUAAAGCAGGAAGUGCAGGAUGUGCUGAUGCCAUACACAUUUGGCAGCAACAAGAUGUUCAUGUCACCCAUGGCAGUGGAUAUAGCGGAUACAGUGACCUUUGUCAGCCAAACCAUGGCCAAGGACAUGGUGGAAGGCAAACUGGACUUUUACCUCAAGGAAGUAGUGAUGGAGAACAUUCUACGAAAGGCCGAGCGUGGACAGUUUUAUGGUGUCAGUAACGGUGUGGAUUUUGAUGGCAGCGUUAAUCCUUUCACAGAGCGCAAACUUGUGGAGGCUGGCCUGCACUACUCUGAUUUUGCCCGUACGCUGAUCAAUGCGAAAUUGGACUAUGCCAAUGACAUGGCAGACGCCACAGUAGCCACAGCAGCCAAACAUUGGAGUCUGUCUGCCUUUCAUGCGGAUUAUGUGACCAAUGCCAAGCAGAAGGCCAAGCAGUUUCUGGUAGAUCAGGGCUUACUCUAUGCUGCUGAUGUAGACCGACCACUUGUGCUGUACGUUGGACGAUUUCAAUACAACAAGGGAUUGGAGACGUUUGAAGACGCCGCUCGACUGUUUAAGCUACAUGAUAUGAAAUUUGCCAUUAUUGGACAACCCAACAAUUACCCCUUGAGCUGGGUAAAACGACUGGCCGCUGGUGAUCCCGAGAAUAUUGUGCUGAUGACACAUACCAGCGAACAACGCAAAUGGCUCAUCUAUUUUAGAGCAGCAGCAGACUUUGUUUAUGUGCCUAGUGUCACAGAGAGCUUUGGUUUGGUGGCAGCAGAAGGCCUCUUGUUUGGUUCGUCAGUUAUAUCUACAGGCACAGGUGGAUUGGCAGAAUUCCUGGUGGAUCGACAACUGGACAGUGAAGCACCCAGCGAAAUUGUUUCUGAGCAGCUGGUAGAGAGUCAUUAUCGAUUCAAUGCUUACUUGUUUGAUGCACUAGCUACAACUGGAGACAAACAACUCUCACAAGCCAUUAUGAGAGCAGCAACGGAUUAUGAACGCAUGCGAGGCAUACCAGCGCUACAUGAGACCUAUGUGCUAAGAAUGAUGUUGAGUGCGUACAGCUUGGGUUGGGAAAGAGCCGGACCAGAGCAAGGACCUGUGUACGACUAUCUACGCAUCUAUCAACAGGCGAUAUAUGAUAGACGAUCCAAAAGCUCGUUUGCGCUGGCAGGCGAUGAUUUAGACGAGAGGAGAUAA
This is a messenger RNA of Mucor velutinosus, 2226 nucleotides long. RefSeq lists its product as uncharacterized. Gene Ontology annotation, molecular function: glycosyltransferase activity. The record is from RefSeq and is a predicted model, not a curated record. The transcript has 2 exons. Lineage: Eukaryota; Fungi; Mucoromycota; Mucoromycetes; Mucorales; Mucoraceae. Bases 1 to 2226 code for a protein of 741 amino acids.